Molecule: messenger RNA, 665 nt
Organism: Tupaia belangeri chinensis (Chinese tree shrew)
Lineage: Eukaryota; Metazoa; Chordata; Mammalia; Scandentia; Tupaiidae
Gene: TIMM10
Product: translocase of inner mitochondrial membrane 10
Exons: 3
Coding region: 145-417 (90 amino acids)
Biological process (GO): protein insertion into mitochondrial inner membrane
Cellular component (GO): mitochondrial inner membrane
Source: RefSeq, a predicted model, not a curated record
UCCCGGAAGUGCCUCACGUGCUUCCGUUUCAGCGCGCCUGGACGCCCGGCAGGGUCGUUCUGUUUGCCUGACGUUGGGGACGCUGAGGGCCCCGGACUGGACUAGGAGGCCCCCAGGAGACCCCCUCCGCCGUGCCUGGCCGAGAUGGAUCCUCUGCGGGCCCAGCAGCUGGCGGCCGAGCUGGAGGUGGAGAUGAUGGCCGAUAUGUACAACAGAAUGACCAGUGCCUGCCACCGGAAGUGCGUACCUCCUCACUACAAGGAAGCAGAGCUGUCCAAGGGUGAAUCUGUGUGCCUAGACCGAUGUGUCUCCAAGUACCUGGACAUCCAUGAGAGAAUGGGGAAAAAGUUGACAGAAUUGUCUAUGCAGGAUGAAGAGCUUAUGAAGAGGGUACAACAGAGCUCUGGUCCUGCAUGAGGCCCAGACAGCGUAUACCCCAGGUUGCACCCUGCCCCUUCCCACUUCAAUAAAAGUGCCCCUACUACGAGGUGUUAUCUGUGAAGACCGCCAAGGCUAGGCUCUCUCUGUAAGUCUCCAGGAGCUGGGAGGGUAAUGUAGAGCUCUCCUGGUUAAAAAGAAAGGUAUUGUUAUCUGGGAUGUGACUGUAUGUGUAUGUACAUGUAUAUAAAUAUAUAUAUAUAUUAAAACAACUUUGUUGGCAUAUA